AUGGAGGAAACCAGCUGGAUCAUCGGCGCCAUCAUCACCUCCCUUGUAUCUUCCCUAGCUCUCCUACUCUGCAAAACCCACCUCUUCCCAUCCCACAACAACAAGCUCCCACCAGGACCCUUCUCCAUCCCAAUCAUCGGCACCUUCCUCUGGAUGCUGCGAAGCAAAGGAUUCUCCGACCUCGAACCAGCCCUCCGCAAGCUCCGCGCCAAGUACCGCUCCAUCUUCACAAUCCGCAUCUUCUCCCGUCCGGCCAUCUUUAUCUCCUCCCACUCCCUAGCCCACCAAGCCCUCAUCCAAGACGGCGCCGUUUUCGCCGACCGGCCGCCCGCUCCGCCGCUCUCCAAAAUCACCUCUGCCAACCAGCACAACAUCAGCUCCGCCUCCUACGGCCUCACCUGGCGCCUCCUCCGCCGCAACCUCACUUCCCAAGUCCUCCACCCUUCCCGCGUCAGGUCAUUCUCCCGCGCUCGCUCCUGGGUCCUCCAAAUCCUCCUCCGCCGCCUUCAAGCCCACCAUCAACAACAACAGAGCACCCUGAGGCUGAAGGAUCACCUCCACCACGCCAUGUUCGCCCUGCUGGUGCUCAUGUGCUUCGGCGACAGGCUGGGUGAGGAUCAGAUCGAGGAGGUGGGACGAGCUCAGAGAAGGAUGCUGCUUGGAUUCCAGCGCUUUCAGAUACUCAACCUCUGGCCUCGGGUCACUAGGUUCCUCCUCCGCCGCCCGUGGAAUGAAUUUCAUCAGCUCCGUCACGAGCAACAUCAGGUUCUCCUCCCACUCAUCAGAGCCAGGAGGGAGAAAAUUGGCAAAUUGGAGGAGGAAGAAGAACAAGCACGGAGCUGCUACGUGGAUUCGUUGCUCGAAGUGGAGCUCCCCCAAGAUAAUGGUAACAAGAGAAUGCUCAGCGAGGACGAGAUUCUGAGCCUGUCCUCCGAGUUCCUCAGCGCGGGGACUGACACGACCACCACCGCAUUGGAGUGGGUCAUGGCGAAUUUGGUGAAGUACCCUGAAGUUCAGGAGAAGCUGUUUCGUGAGAUCGAAAGCGUGGUGGUGGAAGGGAGUGGAGAGGUUUUGGAGGAGGAUCUGGGGAAGCUGAAGUACCUGAGGGCGGUGAGCUUGGAAGGAUUGAGGAGACACCCGCCGGCACAUUUCUUGCUGCCUCAUUCCGUGACGGAGGAUACAGUGCUGGACGGCAAGUUCAUGAUCCCCAAGAAUGCUGCUGUAAACUUCAUGGUGGCUGAGCUGGGGUGGGAUCCUCAGGUUUGGGAGGAUCCCAUGGCGUUCAAGCCGGAGAGGUUCCUGGAAGGUGGUGGUGAGUUCGAUUUGACUGGAAGCAAGGAGAUCAAGAUGAUGCCAUUUGGUGCAGGAAGGAGGAUGUGUCCUGGGUAUGCCCUAGCCAUGCUGCAUCUCGAAUACUUUGUGGCUAAUCUUGUGUGGAACUUCAAGUGGGAAGCUGCUGGGGAGGUCGAUCUCACGGAGAAGCCUGAGUUUACCAUUGUUAUGAAGCACCCGCUCGAAGUCAAGUUGUCGCCCAGGGUGAAAGCCUCGUCGUCGUAG
Linum tenue is the source of this 1557-nucleotide messenger RNA. Lineage: Eukaryota; Viridiplantae; Streptophyta; Magnoliopsida; Malpighiales; Linaceae. The record is from the annotation of a GenBank genome assembly.